AUUUGUGAAGAUUAUUAAUCGAUAAUCAUAUUGUUUGGCAAAAUCAUGUCGUUGGAAACGAUUAAGACCUCAUGGAUCAAGUUUGGAAAGUGUCGAGACUUUGUCCUGGUCGGUAAGGACACGAUCGCGAUGGCCUCCGGUAUCUAUAUCCGUUUCCAUGAAUUUGGAUGCAAAGAAACACGAGUGGAGCGAUUCGACGGCGGUGAGAGAGGAGACGGUGCGUGUUGCCUCGCUGGACUUCCGGUGGCAUCGAUUUUCUCCGUGGUCGAGAGGAAAUGCAAUCCAAGGAUCUCGGUGUUCGCUUAUCCCACGAUGCGAAGGAUUAGUCAGUGCACCGGAAGCGAGGAAAAGAUUGGCUACUUGUGCUGCGCGUUUGCUGGUACUGAGUAUCUGAUUGGUCAAGGGACUUACCCUGAUUUUUGCUUGUUACUCUGGAAUUGGAGAACGGGUGAACAAUUAACAAAAAUAAACGGGAUGGACGUGACAAAAUUUGAUAUUAAUUGCACAAGAAUCACGUGUUCGACUGACUCCUCCCAGCUGAUGACACAAUUCGUGACAUCCACCGGUAUGCUAUCGGUGUAUCGGGUGUUGGCCUGUUCGAAAACUGUUCGCCUCUUUCCAAUCGAAACUUGUUUCGAACGCAUCCCAGUCUCUUGUUCCUGGUUUAUGAAUGGAAGCUUGCUCUGCUGCGACGAGUAUGGCACCGUUUGGUCCAUCGAUUUUGAAGAGAAACAUCGGAUUCGAACGGUGGUCCAAGCUUCUUCCUUCGAUCAUGUUCCUUUAGACAAGAAUCCUAACCUAAUUUGUCACGCCGAUGGCGUGUUACUCGUAUCUACGUCGAAUCAUCGCAUCCAAGCGACGUUUUAUAGGAAAUCGCGAAAAGAUCGAAACGACGAGUGGAAAACAGCUUGGAAGACUUCGUUGCCUUCGUAUCCGAGACACGCGGAAAGUGAUCCAUCUCACGAUAGGAUAUUAAUCCUCGGAGAAAAUGGAGAUCUUUAUGAAUUGCUUGACGCGUUAAGCGAUAAUCCUCGACUCGAAUUUUUAGUAGUACGAAAGAAUGUAAAAUACGUUAACAUAGUUUCGUUGCAAAAAUCGUAUUUAGGAACUUUGGAUCGAAAUGAUCGAUUUGCGAUUCUCGAUGUUAAGAUUGGCAAUCUUGUUUGUCCGUCUACGCUAUUGGCGCAUCAUGGUAAAGUUGCCGACUUGGUCUCGCAUCCUGUUUUACCGAUUACGGUAAGCUGCAGUUUCACGGGAAAUUGUCUUCUGAUCGACUCGUCGACGAUAACGCAUGGUUCAAGAAUCGUCACUUGCGUUCAUCUUCAACGAGAAGCCUUGGAUCGCGUUAAAUUUUCCAAAGAAGGUCGUUUAUUUGGCGUUGCCUCGUUUCAAAUCGGUCGAUUGUUUCUUUUACAAAUAUGCAUCGUCUCGAACGAGUCCAAGAAGCACAUGAGAGUGGCAUCUUGGUUACAACUCGAACGAAAGAUGAUCGAUUUUCUGAUCUACGAAAUGGACGAAGAUCGUUCCGCGAAGGUAUUGUGUCUCGUUGGAAACGAAAAAUCAAGCGAUCCUCGUGCAGGAAACGAGAUUAUCGUGUACUCGUGUCGAUUAUUCGACCGAGAUCUCUGCGUCGAGAACGCGGAUCGUUCGAUCAAGCUUCUCUCUUCCUUCGAACGCAUUCACCACGGAAGAGAAUCGAGUCGCGAGAUAAUCGGAAUCCCGUAUCUCACCAAACAAUUGCAUCGAAUCGAAUUGAAGGCAAAUUUUGAAGAUACGCUUCUCGUAGAAGCUCUACCGUCGCUUCACCAAACCAGAGGGAUCACGAUCUCCUUUCAUCGCCCAAAAUCUCGCGAUUCUCCAAAUCUGAUCACCUGCGGCUUCGAUGGAUUGGUCGUGCGCAGAGAUUGUGACGAGCUAAGACGAGUAUUUAACUUGUUCGCCGCGCAUCAUCGAGCGGAAGGUGGCUGUCGAUUCGCCUCGCUCGUCGACGACUCGCUCGUCUCCCUGGGAAGGAACGGGGAUCUGGUCGCCAACAGGAUUCUUGGACGUGAUGCGCGAGCUUCGACCAGCUGCGAAGGGAGAAAAAUCGCACAGGUGGACACGAUCGAGGUAGAGGAGGAAGAGACGUGGAUCGAAGGGGCGAUUCGCAAACGGUCGAUGGCCGAAGAGAGAGAAACGACGCGUCUCUCUGUUCUUAAAGAUUGGAACGAGUUGAAGAGUCGGGUGAAAACGUUGCUCGACGAGAACGAGAAGUCGCCAUUGAGUACUCGCCUUCCGAUAUCCGCGUUCGAUGUGAACAAGGAGGGUCGAGAACUCGCGCUGGAAGCGGCCAAGGCAAAGGAGAGACGAUUGGCGAGAGACGCGGAGGGGCGAAUCGCGCAAUUACAACGCUCGACCUGUUACUUGCGCGAACGAUUCCUGGAUCCAUUAAUUGUUCGACCGAGAAGCAUUUAUUCGUUCUUCGAUCGAUCGAAGGUUACCAAUUAUCCUCUUAUGCAAUUAACGCCUCGAGAGGCGGAAUUUCCGUCGCCGUUUCGAUUCUCGACGGACAUCAGGGAACUGGUAUCCAGGUUGAAGAAAGAGGAGAAUCCACAAACGAUGGACGAGAACGGGUGGAAUAAUUGUCACGACUUCGUGGACGUUUUCGAAACUUGUAUUGUUACGGAUGAGUGGGAACGAGAAUUGAAGGAAAAAUUCAACGAACGGUUCGAGGGAAUACGAUUCGCGAAGCAAAGGGAAAUGAGAGCGUUAACCGAACGCGCGAAAGAAGCAAAACGUCUCGUUCUUGAAUUGAAAAGUGCGUUCAACGUGGACGCGAAUUCGAGCCUCUUCGAAGCACCGGAUUGGCAUCGAAAGGAGAUAUUGGAAGAUACUUUCGAUCGAGACGAGGAACCAAACGAUUGCGCUCAACCGAAUAAAUUGGACGAAAAUAUUGGUUGCGAAGGAGCAUCCACAGAGUCGAAAGUUGAAGAUUUUUAUCAGAAGGCGCUCGACAGAAUGAUGGAUGGUGUUCUAGAAGUUAGAUUGGAACAUAAUGCGAAGAGAAGAAUUCGAAGGCCGGAUUGCUUUCGAAAAGAUCCUUCCGCUUAUACAGAGGAAGAUAUUCGUUCGAUCGAAUCGUACGAGGAGAAGAUUCGCGCUCGAGGAAUUGAUCGAGCAAAGUACAAAUUGAUGUUAGAAUCUGAAAUCGAAAGGCUCAGAGAAUUCUCGAAGGGUGUGAAAUCUUUUGACGACGAGCUGAACGAUUUGGCCGCGGAAAAGAUACGAGUCGAGCGAUCGAUACUCUCGCAGAAGCUGUUCAAAAUGCAAGAAAUUCUUCGGCGAAGAAAAAUCGUUGAAACGAAACGUGAAAUUCGACGCGUCAUCGACGAAGAAUUAAUUUCAGCGACGGAGGAGGCGCGUAUUUUUGCCGAGGAGCGGGAUUUGUUCGAGGCGGGUGUCGCCGAGCUGAGAAUCGGCUACGAAAAUGCGCGGAAACGGGACAAAUUGCUCGAGGAUAAAUUUCGAUUUGAAUUCAAAGAGUUGAAGCCAUCGAUGGUUGAGCACCUGUUUCGACAAUAUCGGAAGAGACCGAGGGUGUUGGCUGGUGGGCCAUGCGGCACGUCACCCGCGUUCCUCGCCGAAUUCGUUCUUUGCGUGGUCGAACGACGAAACUCGGAUCUCUUACCUCGAGAAUGCUCCAACUACUUGCGAGCGAUCGAUGAAUUGGAGGCAAUGCCGGAAGGAUUGCCGUGUCGAGUCGAGCCUGAUCAUUGGCGCCUUCUUUGUCGUCUCAGAAGGCUAAAAGUGGAAGCGGAGACAAAGGUGAACAGUUGCGCGAUCGAGCUGGCAGAAGCGGAACAGAGUCUGGCGUUUCUGCGAAACGUGUGCUCCGCGAGUCGAGACAAAGUCGAACGAUGCAAACAGAAACUGGAACACUUGGAAAAAUCUGUAUCCGAUCUAACCGAUGAUCGAGAAAUCGCAUUGCUUUUGAAAAUGGAACAACUUCGAAUUAGAGCUAAGGGUUGUCCGAGGUCCGAUUGGCAGGAUGCGGUUGUAAUAUCGAAGGAGGAAUUGACUCGCGUAAAUCAAGCGAUCUCGAAGGCCGAGCGAGAAAGAUCGGCCGCCCAACGACGACUCGCGAAUAUAAAGGACCUCGUUUCGCUCGAGGAGUGGCGUCACGCUUGCGCGAAAAUGAGAAUGGAAGAAUUGCAGGAAAACGCGAAAGACCUCGAUUUAGUUAAAGUAAGCAGAAUUGUACGCGAAUGUUGCCAGCGUAUGGAGCGGGGAUCGUCGGCAAAAGAUGAGAAUGCUCGAAUUCAAAAUCUUCUGCGGGUCCAACAGGAGUGGCAUCGGGACGUGGCAGAGCGAAAAAAGGUCAGGUUGGAAAAGAUUACGAAGGAGAUACGGAUUUGGCAACGAAGAAACGCUUGUUCCGAGAUAAAGAUUAACCAAUCGUCGAUUCGAAGAGACGAGUUUAUUACCGCGUUACGAGAUCCGCUGCGAUUAAACGUCGCCGCUUUUAGAACGCGUAAAAUCCGAGCGAUAAGAAAAAGGGCGCGUCUCGCGCGCCAGAUUCGAGACAAUUUCGAACGAUUGUCUAUUCUUAAAAAUAUUUUAGAGAUUUCUAAGUUGCGAACUUAUCCAACUUUAAAGUUUAAACUUUAAUGCAUGGAUAUUGAUGUAGAGAUAUUAAUAUGAAAAAAUAGGAUGGCAUAUUAGCAAAAUAGUUAUAUAAUUUUAUUUAUAGAUAUGAAAGUUUCAAAUAUGCAAUUUCGAUUUAUUCUUAACGAACUAUCGAGAAAAAACAAUCAGAAUCGCAUCCCUUAUCUUCUCUCCAACUCACUCAUUGUGACACGUAAAUAUGUAUGUAUAUAUUAUCUGGAUAAACUUCAACAUAUACUUCGAUAAUAUUAAAUUUAUUUAUUCUAAUUAAUAUAUAUUACCCUGUUAUAUAUUUACCUUUUUAAGAUCACAAGGAUUUCCCCAAGUUGAUAAUAUUAUGGGAUUCCCCGAAUACAUUAUUCGUCUUUUCCUCUUUGCUGAAGGAAAAAAACAAUUUUCCUUCGGUAUAAACAGCAAACGCGCUCACUCUCUCUCACGAUAACACAACGCAGGAAUGAUAAAUGACAGAGAGUGCACGGGUCAAGCGGCUUAUCAAGCCGCUUGUUU
Apis dorsata (giant honeybee) is the source of this 5151-nucleotide messenger RNA. RefSeq names its product cilia- and flagella-associated protein 43-like. Bases 46 to 4647 code for a protein of 1533 amino acids. NCBI's taxonomy places the organism in Eukaryota, Metazoa, Arthropoda, Insecta, Hymenoptera, Apidae. Gene Ontology annotation, cellular component: axoneme. Gene Ontology annotation, biological process: cilium assembly. Gene Ontology annotation, molecular function: protein binding. The record is from RefSeq and is a predicted model, not a curated record. The transcript is spliced from 16 exons.